Patella vulgata (common limpet) is the source of this 6362-nucleotide messenger RNA. RefSeq names its product non-neuronal cytoplasmic intermediate filament protein. Gene Ontology annotation, cellular component: nuclear envelope; cytoplasm. Bases 37 to 3108 code for a protein of 1023 amino acids. The record is from RefSeq and is a predicted model, not a curated record. NCBI's taxonomy places the organism in Eukaryota, Metazoa, Mollusca, Gastropoda, Patellidae. The transcript has 17 exons.
CUAGAUGAACCAUUGUUGAACAUUUGGACGAGCCGAAUGCGGCCCUGGCAACGCAAAAACAAAUUUGUGAGAAGAGGCGAUUCUGUUCUUGAGAGGUUUCCUGCGUCUGAUCAAGUUGUAGAUAUUGGAAACUGUCAAACAGAAACAAAGUCUAUCAUUAAGAAAGUAUCAAGAAAGAACAAGGACGGAGCUGGAUCUGAUUCCGAUAAAGAAAGUGUUGCCUCUUCACAAUUUUUGGAACAACUUUUAGAGUGUGACAGACUAGAAGUUCGACAAAAUAUAGUUGGCUCACCAUUACCAAAAUGCUUCACCUCAGUUAGAAAUUUUCUUGCUGACAAUAACGUUCAGCCACUACCUCACAGUUCAAUUCAAAGAAAGACAUUUCAAGUGACUCGCCUUGCAUUUAAAUCUGCUGUUUUAGACAAGAGUCCUCAAAUACAAAACUAUCAUAGAAAUAAUGACAAAAAUCCUCUCAUAACGUAUUCAAUGACAGACUUACCAGACAAAUUAACAAAAUACAAGAUGGAUUAUUUAGUGUCAAGGGGAUAUGAAAGAGAAGAACUGAAGCGUAUCAAUGAACGGUUCAGCACUUACAUACAACAUGUACGACAGUUAAGUGAUAUCAGUAAUAAAGUUGAUUCAUCAGCAUUUCUAAAAUCCAUCAAAAUUCUAGAGGAAGAAAUUAAUAGUUUGAAAAAUCUUUAUGAAAAUGAAUUAGAUAAAUUAAGAUCAGAGAUAGAUGAUGUUAAUAAAGAAAAGAAUUCAUGUCAGUUACAAUAUAGUAAAACUGUACAUACAGCUAGUGAACUAGAAGAUAGGUUGUCAGUAGAAAUGGAUAGAAAUCGAAAAUUGAACGAUGAACUGAACAACUAUCAGAGACAAAUAGCAGGUUUAGAAUCGGAAGUAAAUGAUGCCAAAUCAGCAGCUAAUCAAUCAUUGGUCGAAAUGGACAAAUUACAACGAAAUGUAGAAAAUUUAACUAGAGAAAAUAAUACAUGGAAACAUAGGUUCGAACACGAAGAACUAGCAAGACUGGAAGAUCAAGAAAAAGUACAACAGCUAAUUCAAAAGAUUGAAUUUAAUGAUCAGGUUCACACAGAACAAGCUAGAGAACUACAAGAACGAUUGGAAAGUUCUGCUGACACCAUUCUCAAACUGGAAGCUAAAAUCCGAGACCUAGGUAAAUCUGAUACUAAUGUUAGUGAAGUUUUAAAACAAGUCCGAGAGGCCUCUGAUGUUGAACUUAGAAAAUAUCAAGUUGAAUCAGAAGAACAACAAACUAGAACUAUGUCAAUAUUGAAGAAUCAUAUGGAUCAAGACAAAGAGACUAUUAACAGAUUAUCCAGUGAUAAGAAUCAGCUACAGACUCUUGUAGGAGAAUUACAAUCUAAAAAAAGAUCGUUUGAAGGACAGAUAUCAGCAUUAGAACAACAGAAAGGAUCAUUAGAAGAUUUGGUCAAUGAAGAGAGAAGAAGAGCUGUGGAUCAAACUAAAUUACUAGAAAGUAAACUACAAGAUUUAGAAGAUGCUUUAUUUACUAAAAUACAAGAGGCCAACAGUGCCAGAGAUGCUAAUCUUCCUCUUAAAACAGAAAUAGAGACUUUAAAAGUUUUACUGGAAGAAGAGGAACGCAGAUUACGAAUACCCCUAACAAGCCCAAUGAUUUACACUACAACUGGAACUACAACAACCAAUUUUAAUACCAAUAAUUAUACUAAUGGUUUUACCCAUCCUGUCCCACCCCCCCAACCAUUUACAUCACUUUCUUCUGGUAAAUUUCCUGUUAAACCUUACUCUCCCAAACUUCUCUCGCAAUCAUUUAAUGGAAAUUUGACAUCUACUUUCCCAAAUGAUAUAUCUUAUCCAUAUCAGUCAUCCUAUGAACCUGUGGCCAAUGAUACCACUCCCUUAUUUGAUGGGGACUUCGGAUCUCCAGAAGUCCUACCCACAGAUCAGUAUUACUAUGAGACCACACCCAGCAUGAGUCGCAUGCAAUGUGGUCAAAACUCUGCCUGUGAUGUUAGACCCAUUGGACUAGUUCGUGCCAAGUCAGCCCCAGCCCAACCGCAUGGUGUUCGGCUUGUUCCAACGAGUUUAGGACAGGGGCAGGAUUAUUUUGAUGAAAUGUUUAAAGAUCUGGCUCAGGAUACACUGCAACCAAAACUACAACCUACGACAUGUCCUUUAGACCGCACCUUACCUUCAACAUAUCAUGAUUAUACUGUAGCUACAGCAAGUUCUACAGGAAAUAUAAAGAUAUUGGAAGUACAUCAAGAUGGCAAGUUUAUCCGUCUGGUAAAUGAAGGUCCAAAGGAUGUAGAAUUUGGUGGUUACAUGUUACAACAAAAUGUUGGAGGUCAUCCUAUUGCUGUGUAUAGAUUUCCACCUCGUACCAAGUUUGCUGGUAAUACUACAAUAACUGUGUGGUCUGGUAUGACUGACCCUAUUAAACAUCAACCACCAACAGAUUACGUAUGGAAAGAACAACAGAAAUGGGGAACAGGUCCAGAAUGUACAACUAUACUAUGUAAACCUAAUGGCCAGGCUGUUGCAUGGACUACCGCAGCUCAUAGAUUUACACAAAAUAAUUAUGGAAAAGGUAACGGUCAGCAGACGCCAGAACAAGCUGAAUCUUUAGGGGAAGAAGAAAAUCUGACAGAAUUGCCUCUAGAGACAAAACAAGAUCCAGUUUAUUUAAGAAGAGAAAAGCAGCAACCACCUAGUCUGGUGCCACAGAAACAUCCACAUGGAACCAGUCCUGCUGUACCUACACACCCACAUGGCACCAAUCCUGUUGUUUUUACACAUGAUAAUGGUGUUAAAUCAUACACACAGGGUGGUGUAGCUUCAUAUAGAACACCAACUAGAUCACAAUCUAGACCUGAUGUCAUUAUGGACGCCCCAGUGCAGAGAGUGGGAAGUUCUCCUGUUAGAAAAUCUGCUUCUCAACAGCAACCUACUUUAAAAGGAAAUGGAAUAUUGAAUAACAAACCAGCAGGAAAGAUCCGGUUUGGGCCCCCAUCACCAUUUUUAUUACCCCUGCAGCAAGAGUUCACACAGAGUUGUAACGGAUCACGAAAUACUACACUUGUUCACUUUACGGCUUAGGUAAACAAUGGUGAAUGUAAAACAAGCCUACCACCCAGUGCGUUCAUGCAGCCUAAAACUCGUUUUUUAACUGGAAUAGUCCAGGUUCAAUCACAGCACCACUCAGACUUUCUUCCGCCUAUGCCACGACCUCCACUGAACUCUGUGUGGUAGAAAAUCUCACUAAUUUAUAUACUGAUAAUUUGAAAACCAAACACAUUGUUUGUUAGAUUAUUUGAUGAUAUCUGUUAUUUCUAUAUACAUUCAAUUUAUUUAUAUUGUUGAAUUUGGUAGUGAAUAAAGAUUCAUGUACUGUAUAUUCAAAUUCUUUUGAAAUUUAAGAAAUUAAAAUAAAUUUGUUUUCAAAUGUUUGACAACGAACCAGUGAAUAAACCUUAUUUGUUGUAUAAAUUUUUCUCAUUUGAGGAGUUAUUAGUUGUAUUUUGUAUUUAUUAUACAUAAAAUAGACAAUUCAUAAAAUUUGAAAUGUCUUUGAUGCAUUACAUCCAAAAUAAUUAAAUUUUGCAAUGGUCAACACACGUAUUCAACAAUUAAUGAAAUAUAAUUUUUUGUACAUUGGAAUUAAUGAAAUAUAAUUUAAAACAAGUUUUGAAUUAUUUUUAUGUAUAUUUUUGUGAUUAUUUUGUUAUAUGUCUCUAAACUGUGAUAUUUUUAUUAUUAUGGUUAAGAACUUUUAAUAGUUUAUAUUUUUUUACAUACAUUUAUAAAUUUUGUUUGUGGACAAUCCCGCAUAUCGGACCGUAACUUGAGUUCGAAUUUCAUGAAAAUCUGACCAAAAUAGUGUAAAAGUAUGUAAUACCAAGGUUCUGGACCCUCUAAAGGUCACAAUUUUCAUCUGAUUUUGAUGAAACUUGAAAUGAAUGUUUAUAUCCCACAGGUUUUGGUUCCUUUCAAUAUUCGUGCAUAUCAGAUCAUACCCUCCUAAAAUAUGGCCCUUGAAUGUACGAAAAAUCGCUAUUUUUUGUGCCCCACCUUUCGAAGAAAGCGGGGGACUAUUAAAAUGUGUGUCUGUCCGUCCGUCACAUUUUUUGGGACAUAAUAACGUUCCUUCUAAUUGAGCUAGAAUGUUCAAACUUGGUGUAGGUGUUUAUUUGGUAAAUUUCUUGAUGGAGUACAAAGGAUAAGCAGAGAUAUUCAAUUUGAUUUGUUGAUGCUUUGUGACACGAGAACUUUAGUUCUAAUUAAGUGAAAGUGAUGAAGCAAUUUGAUUGGUUGAUGCUUUGGGAUACGAUAACUUUGGUUCUAAUUAGGUGACAGUGAUGAGACUUGGUGUAUAGUUUCAUCACAUCAAUAUCUUAACUAAGUUUGAUUAUGAGAGCAUUUUCAGCUCGGGCAAAGUGAUUAACAAUAUGAUUGGUAAAGACUUUAAUUCUAAUUGAGUGAUAGUGGUGAAACUUCGUGUAUAGUUUUAUUACAUCAAUACAAGGUUCGAUGCUGAGAAAUUUCUGCUUAGGCAAAGUAGAGACUUCAAUCUGAUUGGUCGAGAGUUUGGAACACAAUAACUCUCCUUCUAAUUGAGGUAGAUUGUUCAAAAUUGGUGUAGGUGUCUAUUACGUGAAUGCCUUGACAUGUGCAUGUGCAUUUUCCACUUUAUAAGCAGAGAUGAACAAUUUGAUUGGUUGAGACUUUGGAACAGGAUAACUUUGGUUCUAAUUGGGUGAGAGCGAUGAAAUUCUGAGUAUAGAUUCAUUAUAUCAAUUCAUUGACUAAGUUCGAUGAUGAGAAUUUUCUACUUGGGCUCAGUAGCGAAAUGCAAUUUGAUUGGUCAAGACUUUGGAACAUAACAAUUGAGGUAUAGAGUUCAAUGAUUAAUAUUUCCCAUUAAAGUAUAAAGCUAAGCAGAGCUAAGCUAUUUCUUUGGUCGAUGCUUUGGGACAAGAUAACUUUGAUUCCAACUGAUGGAAAGUGAUGAAACUUAGUGUAUAGUUUCACUCACUACCAGGUACUUCAAAACCUGAGUUUGAUAGUAAACAUUUUAUGCUUAGUUAGACUAAGCAUAGAUAGUCAGUUUGAUUACUUGAUACUUUUGAAAAAGAUAAAUGUACAAUUAAUUAAUGUGUCAAAUGUUUUUUGUAGGGGAUUAUGGCGGGGGACAUCAGCCUCACUGUUGGCUUGUUUAGCUUGUGGUCCCUAUCAUAUAGAGGUCACAUUUUUUAUCUAAUUUUAAAAAUCAUUUAUAUUUCAUUGCAGGGUUCGAAUUUCUUAAAAAUGGCCGCUUUUUGAAUGCAAAUUGUGUAAAAGUAUGUAAUACCAAGUUGUGGAACCUCUAGGUCACAAUUUUUUGUCCGAUUUGGAUAAAACUUGAAAUGUAUGUUUAUAUCUCAAAGAACUCAGUUCCUUUCAAUAUUCGCGCAUAUUAGACCAUAACUUCCCGGAUUAUGGACUCUGUACGUACGAAAAAUUACCUUUUUAGCUUGUGGACAUUCUAGAUGUUACAAUUUUUAUCCAAUUUUAUAAAACGUUUAAAUAUACUGUAUCACCGUUACACCACAAAGAAGGUUGCAUUCGAAUUUCGUAAAAAUCGGAGCAGAAUUGCCCAACAAAAUGUCCGCUCCUUGAAUGCAAAUUGUGUAAAAGUAUUUAAUACCAAGUUGUGGAACCUCUAGGUCACAAUUUGUCGUCCGAUUUGGAUGAAACUUGAAAUGUAUGUUUAUAUCUCAAAGAACUCAGUUCCUUUUGAUAUUCGCGCAUAUUAGACCAAAACUUCCCGAAUUAUGGAUUCUGAUUGUACGAAAAAUUACCUUUUUAGCUUGUGGACAUUCUAGAUGUUACAAUUUUUAUCCAAUUUUAUAAAACGUUUAAAUAUACUGUAUCACUGUAUCACCGUUACACCACAAAGAAGGUUGCAUUCGAAUUUCGGGAAAAUCAAAACGAAACUGCCUGACAAAAUAGCCCCUACUUGUAUGCAAAAAUAGUGUAGUACUAUCAGACUUCCUUGUUGUGUUUGUUCUCUUGGUGAUUGUAAUAUGUAACACUACAGGUUAAAUGGUUCCUACAACUUUAUUGUUAAGCUAAAAAUGUGAUUUUUCAUACAAUCACAUUAGGGGGUCAUAAUCCAGGUAGUUAUGGUCUGCUGAUAUGCGGCAAAAUUAAAAGGAACCAAGAUCUUUGGCAUAUAAACAUAUAUAGGCUAAAAUGUAAUUUAUGAGGAAAAAAAAAAAUAAAACACAACUUAUAUGUACACAUCUUUAUGUAAAAUCUAUAUUUUUGUCCUAUUUCAUACUUAUUGGUUAGAAUAAAUACCUCUCUAUAAA